GGCAACAGCAGCGGCGGCGGCGGCGGCGGCAGCGGCAUCUCUGCAGGUCCGGAGACAGCUGCACGAGGCCAAGUUAUGUUGGUGCAAAUGUCUUUAGUGGAACAACAGGGAUUCUGGUAACAGCAAUGUAAACUUUCAUUCUGUGAAACUUCACAAAUUCCAUACAAUGGAGGAAUUAUACAAGGAUACCCAAAAUCUCCCCAUGGAUGUUACCAGCUCUCCUCCCUCCUUGGCCAAUAACAAACUGGAAAAUGGGGUGGCUCAGCUAAUCACAGCUGAGGCAUGGAAUAUCAACUCAACAGACUUGAUGAAAAAAGCACUUUCACCUUUGGUAACUGUUCCAGCCCCUUCCAUCCUGACUCCCCCAGCAGAAUCACAAAGUGGGGUAGCCCUGAAAGUCGCAGCGACUGUACUUCAGCCAAUUUGCUUAGGGGAUAGCCCAGUGGUCCUGCCAAUACAUCUGCAAGUAGCAGGAAGCACCACACCUCAGAUCAGUCCCAAUAACAAUACCCCCUAUGUCAUGACUACCCAAGGUCCAGUGCCUCUGCCUGUCCUCCUAGAGCAGCAUGUGUUCCAACAUUUAAAUUCUCCAUUGGUCUUGCCUCAAAGUGCUCCCUGCCCCACCAAUCCCAUCCACAGUAAUCUUUUCCAAGGGGCUUCUGCCUCUGUGGGACAACCCCAGCUGCUAGAUCAGAAACCCCCCAGUCAACCCCAAGAACCUGUAUUACCCCCAGUAUUUCAGACACCAGGGUUUGCUGCUGUUCUUCAGGACUUGUUUCCUUCCCAGGGGACUUUAGGCUCAUCACCUUGUCAACCUCCUCCAGAUUAUACUUCCAUCCCCCCUCAACCGUUUAGCUCUCCACUGUCUCCUCUGGUUCCACCAGCUACUCUCCUGGUGCCAUAUCCUGUGAUUGUCCCCUUGCCAGUUCCCGUUCCUAUUCCCAUUCCCAUUCCCAUCACUGUGCCCCAUAGUUCCGAAUCCAAGCUCAGUCCUGACUUUCCCAAGCCACCUUCCUUCAGUAUGUAUUCCUGUAAAGGAACUCAGACCCCUCUAGAAAAGGAAGAGAUAAAACCCUUCAACUUUCUCCAGCAGCGAGAAUUUUCCCAACUCAGCCGCCACACAGUGAUCAAAAUGGGCAAUGAGAAUGAGGCUCUGGACCUUUCCAUGAAGUCCAUGUCCUUGCUCAAAGCAAGUGAGGUCAGCCCCCUGCCAUAUUCUGAAGACAGUGCACUAGACCUAUCCCUCUCUUCCUCCCGAAAGGCAGGAAGUUCUGGGCCUCUCCCUGAAGGAGUCCUGUGUCCCAGUUCAGCCAUGGACAGCCCAGCCCUUCCCUUGAUGGAGAAACUGUCGGGGACGGCUAUCCCUUUCACCCAGACUAAGCCACAUGAAAACUCCAUCAAAGACAAUUGCAACAGCAGUAGCAGCAGCAGCAACUCCUCAGAGCUCCUGAGGCAACAGCAGAAGUGGCUGGUGGACCAGACCAGCCGGCCAGGCUGUGAACCCAAGACUGGAAAUAACAUUGAGAUUGUAAGCACGUCCCAGACAGCCAAGGUGAUAGUCUCUGUCAAAGAUGCAGUGCCCACAAUUUUUUGUGGCAAGAUCAAGGGCCUCUCAGGGGUGUCCACCAAAAACUUUUCCUUCAAGAGAGACCUUCCUCAGGAUUCUGUGCUGCAGUGCUAUGAUGUCAAGGCUCAGGCAGAGUCCAGGGAAAAUGCAGAAUCCCUUAGGAAACCCAUCAAAAACCGGAGUGUAAAGUUAAAGAAAAUGAACUCCCAGGAAAUACACAUUCUUCCAAUCAAAAAGCAACGGCUGGCUGCCUUUUUUCCAAGAAAGUAAAUUAUGGCUUUUUUAAAGAAAAAAUUAAGAUUAUAAUAUUAUGGGGAAAGAUGCACUUGGUUUAAAAAAUGCAUUUAAAACUUAAACUAUCUUUGUAACUUAUUUUUUGGGAGUAGUAGGGAGGUGGGAGGAAAGGAUCAGCUCUAGAUUCCCUGUAAGCUGGUUUGGUUUCUUUUUUUUUUAAUUUUCAACUUUUCCUGAAAGAGUAAAUAAAAGCAACCUAUUUUUCCAGUGGAUUGCA
This is a messenger RNA of Sarcophilus harrisii (Tasmanian devil), 2078 nucleotides long. RefSeq names its product retinoic acid induced 2 (gene RAI2). Gene Ontology annotation, cellular component: nucleus. The transcript is spliced from 2 exons. Gene Ontology annotation, biological process: animal organ development. The record is from RefSeq and is a predicted model, not a curated record. The coding region runs from base 167 to 1837 and encodes 556 amino acids. NCBI's taxonomy places the organism in Eukaryota, Metazoa, Chordata, Mammalia, Dasyuromorphia, Dasyuridae.